UGAAUGCUUGGGAAACGCAAAAUGGCGGCUGGCUUCAGAUCAUACGUCUGGGAUCCAUGCUUAAUAAUUUCACAAAUUGUAGCGGUUCAGUGUGUUUUCUACAUUUUCUUGGCACUCUGGAUUCUUUUAGUUGAUUUUUGGACAGGAUCUACGCGGUCGUUAGACCAAUUUUUCCGCGCCAAGGUGAGGUCAAAGAUGUCAAUCACGUUCGCUGUGGUUGGCUUUUUUCUCAUGCUCUUUACAUUUACUCGUUUUCCUAGGAACUGCGUUUUACAACGUUCAAGGGAAAGAUAACCAUGGCGGCGUUUUGUUUGAAUGCUCUGACUGGGUGAGUUUAAAAUCGAGGAUUUUUGUUAUUAAGGGUUCGUGUACAGCGCGCUGCUCUCAUGGGGUGAGGGAAUAAAUUGAAGAGCCAAAAACUGAAGUAAAAUAUAACCUUAGAAUAUGUAAUGGAAACAGGACUGAGUGGAGUCCAAUUCGGCCUUUAAUCAUACGAGUAUGAUUACAGACCGAAUUGGACGACACGAUGCUCUGUUACCAAUUAAUCAUAACUUUAACAAAAUUUGUGAUAUAAUAAGCUAUAAUUUUAAAUCAAAACACAAGAAAUUCAAAGUUAUGUUUCGCUAGCAGUGAAAAAAAAGCCAUUUAAGCGCACGCGUGUUGGCGUGGACUGUCCAAUUACUUAGGCAUGACGCGUACUGUCCUAUUAAACUGUCCAAUUAAGGCUGAAAUCAGGGCAGUUGAUAGCCAAUCAGAUUUGACAAUUUUGUUAUAGUUAUGAUUUAUUGUAUAAGCGUAUCGUAUUUCCUUUCAUAAUAGCCAGCCCCUCGAGUAAUCGCCUCCCUCGAAUAAUCACCCCCCUUUGACGUAACUAUUGAAAACUAGCAGAAGUGCGGGCGAAACCGCUCUCCUAUGUAGGUGAAUUCCUUUUACUGGGGGUCAUGAAAACUGGAUUGAAAAAGAGAAUAGAAAGAAGGAGAAUUUGUACAAUAAAAUUUAUUAAUUUAUCUUAAUUUGAAAUGAUCAUUUGCCUAUCAAAACACCGUGCGGAUAUUCAUGAGGUUGUUAAGAUUUUCUAAAAACAGCCACUCCAGGAAACAGUAAGCCGAGAGUUUGCCCCCUAGUGAAUUAGCCCCCUGCAAGUUUAACAGUGGAGCUCUCGUGCGCUAAGCGCCCGCAGCAGAGCACCAUGGGUAAGAAAAUUUGGUUAUCUAUGCGUCCAAGUAAUUUUGGUUCUGAGAAAAUCGUAUGUACGUACGUCCACCCCUUCAUGUAAGCCAGGGUGAAAUUUUGCAUUUCAAGUAUUAGUACCUGCGUGUUUUGGCAGUAAAUCGCAUAGCCACCCAGUCUUUUAGAGAUAAAGAAUAACGUGAAAAUUUUAUAGCGGCAGUGAGAACGUGAGAAAUGCUAGCAGCCACCAAGGUGAAAAUGAGUGGCAGCAAAGAAAAAGUGAACAGGAACACAUAAAACAUUUCCUCCAUGAAAUGUGUAACUAGGUAGUUUCUGGAAGUUUUACCUUAACGUUAUAGUGUCAUGCAAGACAACGGCAAAGAAAUGUACACAGACAAAGUGUGCUGCAUGUGCAGUUAUUUUUUGCUAAUUAGACCUACUGAUUUUUUUUGGCUGUUUUUGUUGCCGUCACUGCUUAGCAGUACACUAUUUUAUAUAAUGUAUAAGCCCCUCCAAAUUUAAGCCCCCCAAACUCCUAACCCAAAAAACCUUCCAUUAAAUGGUCUCUCCAAACAUAAGCCCCGCCAUGGACUUGUACUUGGAAAUUGCCCUAGAAUACAAAGUAAAACAAAGCAAAAAUGGUAAAUUUCCUUCCAACUAAAAGGCUAGCUGAAUCGAUUUUGAAACGCAAAUUUCCCUCCGUAGGUAAGCCCCUCCAAAAAUAAGCUCCUCAAAAAGGGCCUUUGAAAAAUAUAAGCCCCAGGGCUUAUUUUCGGAAUUUGAUGGUAUUUUGUUUCAUGUAAACUAUAGAUAUUGACGAGAGCUUCGCUUUUAGCCCUGUCUAAAUCUACAUUAGAAUAGCUCUAUAUCAGUUGUGUAUUUGUGGAUAACCAAACCUUACACUUACUUCUAUCAUUGCAAGCUAUCAUAUUGUUUGUUUCUUAAACCACCUUGUGGGAUAGUUUAACACAGGUUAACUUUACCAGUCAAUCAGCAAAAUGUAAGGGCUUUCCUGAGGACUUAAAAAAACUGGCCGUACCGUACUAAUGUUGAAAUGAAUCGUUAUUAUGGAGACUUACUUGUGGUAAUAUUUCUCAUAUUGGCUGGCUGGGUACAGGGAGAUAAGGCUGACUGUUUUAGGAGCCAACAAAAAUCAUAUAAGGUCACCAUGAACCGUUUAUGAGCCCUUUAUUCACCUUUGCCUGAAAAAAAAUGUAAUUUAGCUCUUAUAAACUGUUGCAUAAAGCUUUGAACAGUUUCAUAGUGAGUUGAAAGUUGUUCUUUAGCUUUAUAUUAUUCAUUUAUUUAUUGCUAAACCAGAUUUUCCUGAAUAAAUAAAUGAAUAAAAGAAGAGGAGUAGAGGAGAGUGGGAGCUACAGUAUUAGACAAUACUCACUACAAUAUUACAUUACUCAUCACAUUUGUUGAAAUACUUGUCAUCUUUUUAUUUGUUGAAAUACAGUCGACUCCGCAUAAUUCAAACCUUCAGGGGAAAAAGAAAAAAGUUCGAGUUAUCGGGAGUUUGAGUUAUCAAGGGUAAAGUUAUAUAGAAAAUUAUCUAAAGGGAAAUGAAAAUUGCUUCGAGUUAGCGGGAGGUUCGAGUUUUAGAGGGUUCGAGAUACCGGGUGUCGACUGUACUUGUCAUUUUACAGCCUUCCUAAUGUUGAUACUUGCAUUAACUAUUUGCAAAUAAAUGUAAUUCUCUACUCUGGGGAAGAAUAAAGUUAGAGUUACACACAGGGAAAAGUUAAGACUAAGUUGGUUGAGAAGACAUGACAUGAAAAAUCUCCAGCUUCAGUCUGGUGUUGCAAUGAAAUUUGAUGAGUGUUGUAGCUUUGCUAAAAGUUGAAGCCCCCAGACCUCCAAGGUGACCAACCUACACAAAUAGAUGCAGUUGCCAAAUGUGGGUUAAACAUGAAACAACUAUGUGGACCUUUAAAAUCUGGGACGUUUAGAAUUUACAUGUAUAAUACAUAUUUGACUGUAAUACAUAAUUUCUUGAUUAUUGCUGAUAUUAUUUUUGUAAUUUUUUCAUGCUUUUAGGGCAGGUGGAUUGUGGGUUAUUGUACGAAGAGCCAAACAAGUAAGUUUAAUUAUUUUUAAUAUGGGCUGUCUGCAAUGUUUGUUAGAUCCCAAGUAACUUGUAUUUUGUUUUACUUUUACCCCCUAAUGCUUUAGUGUUUCACACAGUUUAUAACACCUUCUCCCAUGAAGCAAAAAAAGGACAAAAUUAUGACAACAAGUACAUUGGUGCAUGUAGAAGUUAAUUGAGUGUAUGUAUGGUGUGCUUCUUUUUCAGUGUCUGGACUUUGCAGCCACAGCACAUUUAAUUCAUCUGAUAGUCUGUACAAUAUAUGCUGGUUUUCCUACAACCUUAACGUGGUGGCUUCUAAACCUUGCAUGUAUGGCACUUAUGUCUGUUAUAGGAGAGUUUAUCUGCAUGAGAACUGAACUGAAAGCUAUACCUGUGUCAGUUGCAUCUGUAAAAUCCACUGUUUGACAGUGCUGCUUGGAUCUGCUUUGGUGAAUGCUGUUUGCGUAAUUUAUGCAGAGGUGUGGAUGUCAGUCAGGCAAGGAUUCCAUUCCAAGGGUUUUAAGAGAGAGACGUAAUAAACACUAAGGAACUUGUUUUCUGGUGGAUUCAGACUUUGCAAGGUGGGGCUUGGAAAGAACAAGCAAGAUGCCAUGGGCCAAACACAGCUUAUUUCAAGAUAAUGCUUACAAAAAAUAAUAACAACUUAUUGCCUCUUUGGCUUUAUCAGAUUUACCAGAAGGAGUGUAUCUCUUGCAAUCACCAUUGGUUUCAACAACAAAAAAAGUCUUCACUCAAGCCCAUACAGCUGUAUUAACACUUUACCCACAGUCUACAGUACUGUACCACCAAGGUCAGUUCUCUUAAAGGCCAUGUCGUAUUGAUACGUGUACAUACACUGUAGAUCAUAAAAUCAGGUUCUGAUUAUGAAAGCUCUGCAGGCAAGAUGAGUACUUUUCUUCUUCAAGAGCAGUUUUCCAAUUGAGAAUCAAGAGUUAUCUUGUCACUGCUUUGGUUUUACCCUGCUGCCCACUGUCUGUUCAGAUUUCACUUUUUAAAUCUUUCUUUGCUAGUAUGUGACAAGAACAACAACGAUAGCAAACUUUAUUUGCAUGACCAUACAUGUAAAUGUACACAGAGUACUACUAAAAAGAAACAAAAAUUCCGCCACACUUUUUGAUACACCAUUUAGAGUCCCCCUUUUUUCUCUAAGUUCAUAUCAUAUGUACAGAGGGGAUGGGUGGCAGAGUUUACAUGUAUAUCCCAACCUUUCCCCCCCCUGCUGCAGGUGGAUUUCAUACUCUUCCCCGCGUCACUUUCAUAUUUUUGUACAUUUGGUACAUGAUGUGAAACCAAGAUGGCUGCCAUUUAUAGCAAUCUUGAUGAUCUUUUGCAAAAAUAGGGGGUGGUAAAUAGUCUAACUUGGUGCAUACAGUGUGUUACAGGUCAAAUCUGAUUUCAGGUGAAAAACAUUUUUCUAACCUAGGUUGAUUCACAAUUUCAUUUUUCUUCUAGUGCUAGAAGAAAAAGGAAAUUGAAAAUCAACUUAGGCUAAAUCUAAAUUAAUCUACUGAAUUCACUGUCUUUGCUGGGAUCCUCUUUGUGCGUUGUUAUCUAAAUGUUGUCUUCAACUUGAACUUUAGAAUGACCACUGAAUGGCUGAAAUGCCUUAAUUGUUUUUAAGACUUUUUUUGUUGGUUGAAGAGUAGGUUUAAAUUGUUCAAAGAUACAUGAACCUUAAUAUUUUGGAGCUGCAUAGGUGAUGUUCAAAGCAAGGGUAUCUGUUUGAAGAUCAGCAGGUAGCAGUUUUUUCAGUUCCUAAAUUAAUUUGAGUUUUCCUCUGUGAGUCUUAAAGGCUUAAUAUUAUACAAUGUAUGUGUUACUGACCAAACUUGAGGUCAAGAUAGCUUUAAUGUAUGAUACAGAGCAAAAUUACGUUCUAUUUUACAAUAGUGCA
Messenger RNA from Porites lobata, 5159 nucleotides. Lineage: Eukaryota; Metazoa; Cnidaria; Anthozoa; Scleractinia; Poritidae. The record is from the annotation of a GenBank genome assembly.